Messenger RNA from Patella vulgata (common limpet), 698 nucleotides. Its product is annotated as putative cysteine protease YraA. The transcript has 5 exons. The coding region runs from base 164 to 679 and encodes 171 amino acids. NCBI's taxonomy places the organism in Eukaryota, Metazoa, Mollusca, Gastropoda, Patellidae. The record is from RefSeq and is a predicted model, not a curated record.
AUGCCGCAAUAUGCGGAAUCGAACGACCACAAACUGCAACACUCGGUUCAGCAAGACUUAAGUUUGUCACUUGUGUUGGGACAGCCGACCCUUCUUUGUCCACUUACUAAAUUGAUGAACAAUACAAAUUAUCGAGGUAGUUGUGCCCAGCUUCUUAAACACGAUGGCAUCUGAAAAACGCAUUGGUAUAUUGGUGGAGUUUAAUUAUGAAGACAUGGAAUUGUGGUAUCCAUAUUAUAGAUUAAAGGAGGAGGGGUUCAACACAUUCACAAUAGGACCAGAAAAAGAUAAAGUCUACAACAGUAAACAUUCUUACCCAUGUAAAGCAGCAUAUGGAAUAGAUGAUAUCAAAGUUCAGGAUCUUGAUGCUUUGAUUAUACCUGGAGGAUUCGCUCCGGAUUAUUGGAGAAGAGAUAAACGUUUUUUGGAUCUAGUUAAAGGUGUAUAUGAAGCUGGUCAACCAGUUGCAGCUAUAUGCCAUGGGGCUUGGAUGUUCUGUUCAGCUAAAAUACUUCAAGGAAAAAAAUUGACAUGUUUUGUUGCCAUCAAAGAUGAUGUAGAAAAUGCAGGAGGUUUGUAUGAAGAUAAAUCAGUGGUUGUGGAUGGAAACAUGAUAACUUCACGACUUCCAGCAGACUUACCUGACUUCUGUAAAGCUAUUAUUGCUCAAUUAAAAUAAAACAGACAUAUAUGCUAAA